GUUUGACUCAGGAUGGGGAGUGUGACUGCUCAGACACAGAAUCUUGUCAAUUACAUGGUGCUUUUAUUAUCCUUUUUGUUGAUGCUUGUAAUCGUCAUGGAUUACAAAGCCGGUAUGUUUAGUAAUUCUGAUGGCAUCAAAUAUGGACAUAACUAUAUAGUUGAAAAGGGUGAUCUAGAAGCGGAGAGGUUUGCAUAUGGUAAUUCUGCUUCUCUGAAUGCCAAUUUUGGUGACUCACAAGGCAUGCAAGACUCCACGUUUGUGCAGUCCGUUAAGAGUUCGAAGGCCAAAACGACUGCUGCGAAGCCGCAGGCCAAGCCGAAGCCAAAACCGAAGCCAAAGCCAAAGGCCGAGGUGGUAAGCUCCUCGUUCAAUCCAGAUGAUGUGAUAUUUCCUGCAAAAUGUCGCGAAUCGAGCGCAGGCAUCUACAGUGAGUUAUACCAGCCCAAAUCGCCAGUUUUGCGUUCUGCAUACGUUGCAAAGACCUGGGAAGGGAGCGGGAUUUUUUUUACGAAUUACAUGAAUCGUAACUAUCUCCCCCGCAUCCAGCGACACUCCUCCGAGAUCCGCCCGUUCGUCUACCUCAGCCGUUCGGGCCAGUCCGUCCUCACGCAGAUGAAGGGCGCGUGCGACGUGCUUCUUCUCUCCAUUCUCAACAACCGUCCCUUCCAAUACUACGCCAAUCUUCUCCCGCCCCAUUUCUUCGCCUCUCCGCUACCCAACAUCAUCUACCCGCUCCCAGCUCCGGAUUCUGAAUGCGGUCGACUGCAGCUCUCCGCGUUCCGCAAAGUCCCGUCCAUCGCCGACUACGUCGAUUUGUCGCGUUCCUCCAAGGGCAUCUCCGACGGCAACGAGUUCGCCAAGUUCCACACGGGAACCGUGGGAAUCGCAUCGAAUGGGGACGUUUUUUCGCGGUUUUUCGCGAAUCAUUUUUAUCUGAACCGGAUGAAGGACAUGGUGAAAUCAUUAAAGACGUCGUCGUUCGUGCGGAUGCAGACGAACUGGUAUUCGAUGGCUAUGCCGAAUCUGUUCGCGCCGAGCGAGUAUAUGCGAGCUGAGAUGAAGCCGAUGAUGAUGAUGAUGCAGGAGAAUCGGAUGAUCGGGGUUUGUUUUGAAUUGGAGGCGCUGAUGAAACGGAUGACGCGGGAAGAAGCGAUGAAACGACUGAUGGGGCGAUUUGAUGUGAUCAGAGAAUUGUCGAAUCGGGAAGACGCGAAGGUGUUUUUGGUGACGGACAGCGAAGAAGCGGAGAAGGAGAUCGUGAAGGAGUUCGGAGAGAAGGUAGUGAAGUUUGAAGGGGAGAAAUGGAAGAUGAAUGAAGAGGUCAGCGAGAAGAAGCUGAAGAAUUUAUUUAGGGAGGUUAUGGUGCUGGGGAAGAUUGUGAGGCUUGUGCUGACGCGGAAUGGAGAGUUGGGAACAUUGGCGUUACAUUUGCAUACUAUUAGUCCGAGAGUUUAUUACUUCUAA
Messenger RNA from Blastocystis hominis, 1467 nucleotides. RefSeq lists its product as hypothetical. Lineage: Eukaryota; Bigyra; Opalinata; Blastocystidae. The transcript has 6 exons. Bases 82 to 1467 code for a protein of 461 amino acids. The record is from RefSeq and is a predicted model, not a curated record.